Molecule: messenger RNA, 1614 nt
Organism: Talaromyces proteolyticus
Lineage: Eukaryota; Fungi; Ascomycota; Eurotiomycetes; Eurotiales; Trichocomaceae
Exons: 1
Coding region: 1-1614 (537 amino acids)
Source: RefSeq, a predicted model, not a curated record
AUGGCGGCCACAAUGUCGGCCACUCUGCAGUUCCCAUUCCAGGCCUCGCUGCAGAGAAAUAGCCUUGUGGAAUCCCAGGGCGAGCUAUAUGGAUUCGACGUGAACGCUUAUCACGAAAUACCGUCCCCAGACCUAGACGAAGAAGAGCAGCUGAAGGCGACAUACAAUAACCCGAGGUGGGACAGUCUGCCGAGCGACCAAGAGCUGUUUAUGAUGGCUUCACAAAGGCUAUCGAUGAUAGAACCGGAGGGGGAAAUGAUACGCGAGCAGCAGAUCGGCCUUAGCGAGGAGUUCACCCUCUACAACGCCCAUGACGAGGAGAAAGAAGUCGUCCGCUGCGAAUCGCCAGAAACACUCACGCCAGAAACUCAUUUACGGUUGUUAACCCCAACGGCGAUCCCUCGAUAUUAUUCUACGCCUAUAGUGGACAACGAUCCUAGCACAACUCCUGUCCUGCUCUAUGGCCUUGAGCAACCAUCUGAUUAUCUCCUUGCUGCAAGUCGGAAACUUGUUAAGUUGCGACCUAUGAGCUUUUUAGCUAGCGGACCAGCGAGCCGUCCUUCGUCGAGCCAUCGCCACCAACCCUCACCCUUGUCUCGAACAUAUAAGCCAGAGGCACCAAGGGAAAUAACGGCCGCUCUUCCACCCGCAGCUAUGAAACGAUUAUCAACUUUGCUCGAAACGACAUCACAGCAGAUUUACUCUACUUAUUCUGCAAAUGUACCCCGGGGUACUGCCACAGGCGCAUCUGUGACUUCGUCAAGUACUUCCUCAUCCACAACUUCGACUGUCAGAUCACGGGCUACCCAGGGGACGAUCGAUUCCAAUUUCAUGCCGACACCGCCAUCCACAGUUUCCCCAUCCCCUGUGUACGGUUUCCCCCAAGCGUCUGCUUCUGCUGAUCAGUUGAAGUCAACGCUGAUAAUGGCCAGAGCAAAUACCUCACUCGUAGACUUGGCUUCAGAGCAGAAUUCACGCAUGCAACCUCCACCUCUUCCAAAGCCCCUCCGGUUGCGAAAGACUGCUCCAAAUAUGAUGGAUUCAGUGUCUAACAAUAUCGAAUCCUCGUCGACAUCGGCAACAACACCCCGAAGCAAGCCUCGAGAUCACUCCAGACGAUCAUCUAUCAUCAGCAUUGCCUUUCCAAAACUCUCUUCUCUGGGCCACCGGCCAGGCGGAGAUCACGACAAACAAACGAUCCGAGCCGUUCAGCCGAAUACCCCUUCCUUCAACUUACAGCCUGUUAUCCCUGGACCUCCAAAUCAACCCCCAAGCAGACCCUUACCUCUUACUCCACCACUUGACAACCAAGUCUACUCCAACAAUAUACUCGCUCCAAUCCCACACAACUUCAUCCAGCCCGACGACAUCCCGUCACAUACAAAUUGCGACGAGGGCGUCUUGCUACCGGAAACCUCGGCUGCUGCUAUACCUUCACAGGCUAGAGGUAUCCGCCGCGUUUCUGUCGAAAAUAACAGUACCCAGUUCUGGAAGUCAUUUCAAUCCAGUUACCAUCAGCAGCUACAACAGCCGCAGCAUCGCCCACGUCAAGCAUCGAUUGAAAAGAAGUCUCAUCGACUGUCCAAAGUCUUUUCGCACUUUGUAUAUCAAUAA